GCCUUGGGGGCCCCUUCCUACUGCCACAUGAUGAAGGACAAAGCUGCAGCAACAAUGGAGAUUCCUGAAGACCCUGGGAUCCCCAAAAACCUAGAGCGAAAGCGCCCCAUUGUUUGGAGGAUGAUCUAUUAUUCUUUCGCCGUGCUGCUAUUGGCCGCCUUUACAGCUGCCUACGUGACUGAGUUCCAGAUCCUCACGCAUGAAGACGUUCUGUUCUCCCUGGGACUCUAUGGUCUCGUCAUGUUCCUCCACCUGAUGAUGCAGAGCCUCUUUGCCUACCUGGAGAUCCGCCGGAUCAAUAAGACGGACCUUCCCUGCAGCUUUAAGAAGACGGUGGCGCUGACCAUCGCUGGGUACCAGGAGAACCCCGACUACCUGAAACACUGCUUGGACUCCUGCCGGUACGUGAAGUACCCCAAGGACAAACUCAAGAUCAUUUUGGUCAUCGACGGGAACACGGAGGAUGACGCCUACAUGAUGGAGAUGUUCAAAGAUGUCUUCCAUGGUGACGACGUGGGUACCUACGUCUGGAAGGGCAACUACCACACUGGCGUAAAGGAGACCCAAGAUGGCUCCUGUCCUGAGGUGUCCAAGCCCCUGAAUGAAGAUGAGGGGAUACGUAUAGUGGAGGAACUGGUCAGAACCAAGAGGUGUGUGUGCAUCAUGCAGCAGUGGGGCGGCAAACGGGAGGUCAUGUACACGGCAUUCCGGGCCAUCGGGACCACCAUGGACUACGUACAGGUCUGUGACUCCGACACCAAACUGGACGAACUGGCCACGGUGGAAAUGGUGAAGGUCCUAGAGGCCAACGAGCUGUGCGGGGCGGUGGGAGGAGACGUUCGCAUCCUGAACCCCUACGACUCCUUCAUCAGUUUCAUGAGCAGCCUACGUUAUUGGAUGGCGUUUAACGUGGAGAGGGCCUGCCAGUCCUACUUCGACUGCGUCUCCUGUAUCAGUGGCCCCCUGGGAAUGUACCGGAACGACAUUCUCCAGGUGUUUUUGGAAGCCUGGCACAGUCAGAAGUUUUUGGGGACCUACUGCACCUUGGGAGACGACCGACAUCUGACCAACAGAGUGCUCAGCAUGGGGUAUCGCACCAAAUACACCCCCAAAUGCCGCGCCUUCUCCGAGACUCCGUCCCAGUACCUGCGGUGGCUGAACCAGCAGACCCGUUGGACCAAGUCCUACUUCCGGGAGUGGCUGUACAACGCCCAGUGGUGGUACAAGCACCACAUCUGGAUGACCUACGAGUCGGUGGUGCACUUCAUCUUCCCCUUCUUCAUCACCGCCACCGUGAUCCGCCUCCUCUACGCCAGCACCAUAUGGAACGUUGUGUGGCUCCUCCUCUGCAUCCAGAUCAUGUCCGUCCUGAAGUCCCUGUAUGCCUGCUGGCUCCGGGGGAACCCCAUUAUGCUCCUCAUGUCUGUCUACUCCAUGUUGUACAUGACGGGGCUUCUGCCGUCCAAGUACUUCGCCAUGUUGACCAUAAACAAGAGCGGCUGGGGGACGUCCGGGCGCAAGAAGAUCGUAGGCAACUACAUGCCGGUGCUGCCCCUGUCCAUAUGGAUGGCGGUUCUGUGUGGGGGGGUGGGUUAUAGUAUCUAUAUGGACUGUCACCAAGACUGGAGCACCCCUGAGAAGCAGAAGGAACUGUACCACCUCCUGUAUGGGUGCAUCAGCUACACCCUGUACUGGGUGCUCAUGGCGCUGAUGUACUGGGUGUGGGUGAAGAGGUGCUGCAGGAAGAGGUCACAGACUGUCACCCUCGUUCACGAUAUCCCGGA
Molecule: messenger RNA, 1784 nt
Organism: Xenopus tropicalis (tropical clawed frog)
Lineage: Eukaryota; Metazoa; Chordata; Amphibia; Anura; Pipidae
Gene: has1l
Product: hyaluronan synthase 1 like
Cellular component (GO): membrane
Source: RefSeq, marked provisional